AUGCAUGCAGUCUUUGAAAAUUUCGAUCCCCUUUACCAAACAAGAGAUCAAGUGCACAACUUAGAAGAUGAAGUAAAAGAACUCAAUGAAAAGCUACAUAAAGCAUAUUUAGAAAUGAUUAAUAAAGAAAAUAUGGUGAAAGAGCAUGCUAAAGUUGCUGAAGAAGCUGUCUCAGGCUGGGAAAAGGCUGAUGCAGAAGCUGCAGCAUUGAAAAAUAAUGUGGAGUCUGUCACACUGCUAAAGCUUGCUGCUGAGGAUCGGGCAUCGCGUUUGGAUGCUUCUCUCAACAAACGCACAAGGCAGAUUCAAAAUUUGAAGGAAGACCAUGAUCUAAAACUACAGGAAGUUAUUCUUAGCAACACAAGAAUCUUUGACAAGAUGAAACAUGAGCUUGAAAAACAAAUUGCAAAUUUUGAACAACAAUUACUGAUGUCUGCCGCUGAAAAUGCUGCACUAUCAAGAUCAUUGCAAGAACGUUCCAACACGGCGUUCAAGCUCAGCGAGGACAGAUUACAGGCAGAAGCUGAGAUAGAACGUUUGAGAAGAAACAUCGAGGCCUGUGAAAAGGAAGUGAACUCACUACAAUAUGAGCUCCACAUUGCUAACAAAGAAGUGGAAAUCCGCAAUGAGGAAAAGAACAUGAGUAUGCGGUCUGCGGAUGUGGCAAAUAAGCAACACCUUGAUGGAGUUAAGAAAAUUGCCAAGCUUGAAGCAGAGUGUCAAAGGUUACGAGGGCUUGUUCGCAAGAAACUACCUGGUCCGGCUGCACUGGCACAAAUGAAACUUGAAGUUGAAAGUAUGGGUCUUGAUUAUGGAGACUCCCAUGUACGGAGGUCUACAGCAAGUUUAUGUCUGAAAGAGAACGAGUUACUAAUGGAGCGUUUAGUAACAAUGGAUGAAGAAACAACGAUGUUGAAAGAAGCGUUGGCAAAGCGUAAUGGCGAAUUGCAAAGUUGUAGAAGUAUGUAUGCACAGACAGCUAGCAAGCUUCAAAGUUUAGAAUCACAAAUACAAGCUAAUGGUGAACGGAAAAGUCACGUGACUCAUAUUUCAGUCCCGGUUGAAGGCUUGUCUAGCAAUCCACCAAGUUUUGCCUGCGGAAAUGAUGAUAAUGUAACUCAUGCUGGUUCAUGUAAAUCUGAGUACACCAAAAACCUUCACCUCAUGGAUGACUUCCUGGAAAUGGAGAAAUUAGCAUACCAAUCUCAUGGAUCACAUGAAGCUGUUUCAAGUACAGAUAUAGGCAGUACCCCCGCCCGAACUGCAAGCCAAGUAGGUUCAGUUGAAGUCCACACAAGCACAGACAGUCCAUUUAAAGAUGGACUUGCAUCUGAGUAUCAAGUGGUCUCUAAAGAAGAUUCAGCUGUUGCAGAGCCUCAACCCCAAGCGGAUCGACUUUUCUAUGUGAAGCUCAAAUCAGAAUUAUCUAGAGUGAUUGAGUCAGUGUCAAAGGAGAAAGAUAUGGAAAAGGUUAUAGUGGAUGUUAGACAUAUUAUGCAGGAUAUGUUUGAUGCUUCGCAGCCCCAACUACGGAACAAGAAAUGUUCACUGGAGGAGUUUGAGGAAUUGAAAACGAACAAGGAUAAUUUGGCUGUGGAACUUGCUACAUGCACAGAAAAGUAUGAAAGUACUAAGAUACAGUUGCUGGAAGCAGAACAGCUUCUUGCUGAUGUUACGUUACAGUUAACGUCAGCCCAAAAAUGCAACAGCUUGGCUGAGACACAGCUGAAAUGCAUGACAGAAUCCCACAAAUCACUCGAAAAAAGGGCAGAGGAAUUACAAACUGAAGUUAAACUUCUUCAAGGGAAAAUAGGAAAUUUGGACCUUGAGCUGCAAGGUCAUCAGGAUGCACUUAACAGAUGCAAUGAUCUCUUAGACCAGCUCCAAAGGUAA
Molecule: messenger RNA, 1893 nt
Organism: Salvia splendens (bonfire salvia)
Lineage: Eukaryota; Viridiplantae; Streptophyta; Magnoliopsida; Lamiales; Lamiaceae
Product: filament-like plant protein 4
Source: RefSeq, a predicted model, not a curated record